Molecule: messenger RNA, 9537 nt
Organism: Symbiodinium sp. CCMP2592
Lineage: Eukaryota; Dinophyceae; Suessiales; Symbiodiniaceae
Source: the annotation of a GenBank genome assembly
AUGACUGCGCAUCCUGGGCAGCUGGUCUCGACCAGCCUUUUCUCCUCCCACACGAGCACAACGAUUACCCGAUUCUCCCCAACCACGACGUUUUUUCAAGAAAGGAGCCUGGCGGCGGCGAUCCUCCUGGUCUUCUACCUCAACACGGGCAUCCUAGUGCCCGGGACCUGGCUUUGGCAUCGGCUGCCUUUGGCUGUAUCACAGAAUUCGAUAGUCGGCGAAAGCUUGGUGAUCCAGGGCGAGCACAAGCACUACGAGGAGAACUUCUCCGCGGACUACGAGGACCUUUUCUUCGUGGACUUCGGGAACGACCUCCUCUACAACGACAAGGGCGACUUCUUCGUGGAUUACCAGAGCGACUUCUCCGUGGAUUACCAGAUCGACUUUUCCGUGGAUUACAAGAACAACUCCUCCGUGGACUACCUGCACAACGUCUUCUACCUCGUCCCUGGAAAGCGACCAAUGGCGACUUCUUCGGCACCUACCUCAGGAAUACCCCUGCACGAAUAUCGUCGCGAUGUUCCUCCUGGCUGGGGUCCCAACCUUCCGGACUACAGCCUCAAGACCUUCUUCGAGCGACUCAAAAUGUGGUAUCGCUUGUAUGACGGCCCGGACGAGACUGUUGGGCCUCUUGUGGCUGGCCGCUUGGUAGGUAAGGCUCAGAAGCUGGCUUUGGCAUUGCGUUUGCCAAGGCCUGACGGCCAGGUGGACAUUGGGUCGGACGCCUUGGUGAGACUCCCUGUUGACGAGGUGCGUGACCCGGCGAACCCACAGGUGAUCUUGCAGCACUCGAUCGUCAGUGGGAUCCAAGCUUUGUGCAACAAGCUCAGAGAAACGUUCGGCCAUACCGACCAGGAGAUGGCCCAGAAAAGCUUGGAGUCUCUGUUCGAGCUGCGGCGCGGCAAGCUCACGCUGCAGGAGUACGCUGUGGAGUUCGACACGCGGAUGGAGGAAGCACAUGAGCGGGCAGGCUUGGAGAUGAAUGAAGUGGCCCACUACUACUUCUUCUUCAAGAACAGCGGCCUGCCACAGCGACUCAUGGACGAUAUCCGCUUACAAGUGCACGGCGACCUCCGCCGGUACCAGGAGGCACGGAGCUUGGCUUUACGCUUGAGUACCAAGAACGAAGGCGAGACUUUCUACCAGGAUGAUGACCUCGGCGGCGACACCAUGGCUGACCGAGAAUCCUGGGACUCUUCCUGGUGGUCGGACGGCUGGGACGAGUACUACGACGAGAGCCUCUACGACCACUCCUCCUGGUAUGGCGAGGACGACUACUACGGCGAGGACGAGGAGCAAGACGGCCAGUGGCAAGAAGACGGCGAAGGAGCUGGCGAUGAUCUUGAUGGUGGCGACGUGUCAUGGGACUACCCCGUGAAAGGUGGCAAGGGCAAGAAGUCGAGGGGCAACGCCAUGGGUGUUGGCUGCUCGGUCUGUGGCAGCAAGUGGCACAAUGCUUCCUCUUGUCCUGUUGGAGGCAAAACUGGGAAAGGUGGCUACGACAAGGGCGGCUACCCUGGCAAAGGUUCGGGAAAAGGCUACGGCAACAAAGGCUACGGCGGCAAAGGAACCUUUGGCAAGAACAAGGGCGGAUGGCGCCCAUGGAACUCGUCGAAGGGCAAGUCCUUCGGCAAGCGGCCGUCCUGGGGUUUCGGUUCCAAGGGCAAGUCAAAGGGCAAAGGCUGGCGAGGUUACGCCGAGUACCCCGACGGCUACUCUCACGACAAGACCCUGGCGGCCCACUUCGGCACCGACACCUUCUCGGCCUUCCCGGCAAAGACCUCCAGCUCGCGACCUAUGGUCUUUGACAUGGACAAGGGCGAGCCGGAGAUCCUUGGAAAAAGGACGGUUACCUUUGAGACCGCUGAAACCGAGGCUGCUGAGACCGACGAGGCACCCACCGAGGGAGCCACACAGAACAAGGGCCUCGACUUCCACUUCCCGGUUGCCCUCUACGCGGACCGCGAGCACUUCCACAUGAUCGGCGGAAACAAACGCCGUGGACUGCUGGUGGACCCUGGGGCCAGCAACGGCCUUAUCGGUUCAGAGACCCUUCGCGACAUCAUGGAUACAUGUUUGACGGCAAAGACGAGGCCUAAGGUGCAAUGGAGCGACAAGGUGGCCAAUGUUUCUGGCAUCUCCGGGGCACAGAACCAGACGCUCGGAGAGGUCACCUUGCCUCUCGGCUUCGGAGAAGAAGGCCGUGGCACCUUUACGGCCGACGUUCUUGGAGGCGAAGGCUCUUUGUGUCCGGCACUGCUGUCGAACCCGGCUUUGAGAAAAAUGUGUUCAGUGAUCUACAGCAAUUUCUUCGACAAUGGAGACGGGCUCAUCGCUUGCACAAACAAGAGCGAGGAGCCGCACGGAACAAAGCCCUCCUGGCACUACUUCCGGCUUCUGCUCACAGACUCUGGGCACUACUUGCUGCCUGUGGACAUGCGACCCAAUUUGGUCUCUGAAGAAGUCAAGGUGAAGGCUGGCGCUUUCAUGGCCAGCGCAGCAAAGGCAGCAAGGAACAAAUGGGGCGAUGUGCGGCAUUGCUUCUACGGCACAGGGAAUGCUGAACUUGAGCGGAGUGAAGUGUACCAUGGGCUGAGCAAGGGUGCGACGCAGGCCGAUGAUCACAGUGUCCAUCGUGAUCCAGCAGAAGUUCAAGCAGAUGAUCACAGUGUCCCUCGUGAUCCAGCAGAAGUCCAGGCAGACGAUCACAGUGUCCCUCGUGAUCCGGCAGAAGUUCAGGCAGACGAUCACAGUGUCCCCACGCAAGAUGAUGAUCAAGUCUCCGGUGAGUCUGGUCCUUUAUGUCAAGUGAAGCAUCCGAGUGUCCGUGGCAUCUUCCUUCUGUCCAAAGACGAUCCUCGGCAAGUCUGGAGCGCUUCUGAUGAGUGGACCCUGUUCGGCGACGUCUUGGUGCGACAUCAUCAUAUACCUCGUAGAGCUAUGUUCACACCAGCAUGCACCAAGGAUUGCCCUGUGGAUCCGGCUUUGCUUUCGGACUACCGAGAAACCACAUGGCGACAGGGCGGACACUCCAAGGUCUACAAGGACUCCUGGCGGCAGGCAGCACAUCCUCACCGAGACCUCGGACACAUGUGGACAGGGCAGACGAAGUUCAAGUUGAAGAAGGAGGCCACCAACCCAAAGGCAUCUGAGGCGGCUUCUGAGACGGACCUCGAAAUGCCUUGGGAUGACUUUGCGGGGUACAAGGAGGACAUCUUCCCUGAGCACUGGAGUUCUACUGAAGUCAAACAACAUGCACAGCGGUAUGUCUCUAUGGAAGAGGAGUACUACACCAAAACGAAGAGACGCCCGGUGACCCCGAAGAACUUCUCCACGUGGUUCUCAAGAUGCAUGGGCCGUGGACUUCGGUGGCAAUUCCAAGAACUCUUUUCAGGCUCGGGACGUCUCAGUUUGCUGGCGGUCAUGUCCGGUCUUAUGGUCGGAUUUCCAAUCGAUCAUAGAUACGGCUGGGAUUUGGCGAUGCCAGAUCACCAAGCCAUGGUGAAGCAGGCGAGGGAUGAGUUUCUUCCCUACUACAUGUACGCAUCGCCUACGAGCUCUCCUUGGCAAUCCUCCUCCAACGAAAAGACACCUCAUCUACUACUACCGCGGCAAGCAGCCGAGAGGCCAGCACUGGAGUUCCUUCGCUCGCUAUGCCAACAACAAGCUCAAGAUGGUCUUCGUUUCGGUGAGGAACAACCACGCAACUCUACUUUGUUCCAGAGCAAGAACAGCCCUCUUCACGAGAUCUACUACAUCCCAGGAACAAGAAAGAAGCAGCAGGUGGACCAAUGCUACCACGGGUGCGUGAAUCAUGAUAGCCACCCGGUCAAGAAGUCUACAACCAUUGUGAGCAACAUCAAGCACCACAACACGGCGAAGAGAUGCAGCGGCCACCAUGGCGAGUCGCAUGCAGUGAUCAAUGGGAGCUUUGCUGGGGCCUCCAUCAUCAACAAGACGGUGGUUUAUCCCCGCCGGAUGUGUCGGGCCAUUGUUGAGGACGUUUGGAAGUCUCUGAAGGCAUCCGGAGUGAUCGUGCAGCAAUGGCCCAACGAGCUUCUCCUACAUGCCGAUUUCUCGGGCUACAAGUGCGAGCGGUGUCAACUGGGUCGAGCUGCUCUACCUUUCAUGGAGCACACGCUUAUCCCAGGGGAGUGCAGAUAUGGACGUCGACCUCCAGGCGAAAAUCCUCGACUUCCUCUGCGACCAAUUGACCCUCUCUCUACCUUCAAGAGGAAAGCUCGUGACAAGGACCUCUCCGGCAUCUCCUUGGGAACUCCGGCGGACAUCUUCUUGCCGGUGCAGGCUUCCCUAUAUCUCAAGUACACGUUGCUGAUGGUUGUGCAAGACACGGUGGCCAUCUUCUCCGAAGCUGUGGAACGUGGCCUGGAGUAUGUGCACUGGCUCACCGAUCCCGUGCACAAAACCAUGUUCCAGGAGAUCUUCCAGAAGGAGAUGAAUGUCAAGGGCAUUGCUUGCGCAAUUCGGCCCUUCCACUGCUUGGUUCCUGAACCCAAGCUGUCUCCAAGGGCUGCUCCACUGCGACUACAGAUACGAGGUGAUGUGAAGAACUGGAAGGUGAUGGAACUGGAGGAUCUCAGACUGCUGAGCCACUCUCAGCAGCAUCAGCGCAUCGAGGAGAUUGACUGGCUCAUCACGCUGUUCGGAAGUUCGGUGCGGAUCCUGGCAGGCCAUCGAUCGAGAGCUUCCUCCUCGAAGGAUGAUCUACCGACUCCGGCAUCGAAAGACGACCUACCACCAGAUCCGGAAGAGAUCGAGGAGGAGACCUUCGAAGGGGCACCUCAACAGCCCAUCAAGCCGCUUUACUCCUUCAAGAAGGUCUUCAAGCGACUACGGCAGAUUGCCGAAUCGGACCCUCUCACUGCGAAGAGGCUGAUACUGGGGCUUCAUGAACGAUUUUAUCAUGCCCCUCUCGGUGACCUUCGGAACCUACUGGCACGUUGUGGAAUGCCUGGAGAAGUGUUGAGUUUGGUUCCGGACGCAGUCAAAGGAUGUGCGGUUUGCAGAAAGUAUGUGAGGCUGCCUAACCGGCCUCAGGUCAAGGUCACCUCGUCGAACGUGUUCAACGAGAGAGUGCAGAUGGAUCUGUUCCAGUAUGCUGGGAAGUGGGUGUGUUUGCUGAUUGACGAGGCCACAAGAUACAAGAUCGGCUUCCUGAUCGCCGACAAGGGCUGGAAGGAGAUCACCCGCAUGCUGCUUUCGACGUGGAUGAUGUAUUUCGGCCCUCCAGCCUUUCUUGUUGCUGACCAAGAGUCCUCUGUCAUGUCCCACGAGGCGAGUGCCGAUUUGGAGCGCUUCUGCAUCACCCGAUGCCCUCGGGGAACUACCAGCGGCACUGCCGGCAAGCAGCACACUGGUACAGGUUUGGUGGAACGCCAUGUUGCUCUCACAGAGCUCACGAUGAGGAAACUGGCGAGCGAGCUCAAUCGCCAAGGGCUCUACUCCGACGUGGACGAACUGGCCAGAGAGGCAACGAUGGCGCAGAACCUCUCUCUGAACUUUGGCGGCGUGACACCGGCGAUGGCAGUUCUCGGCGUCCUUCCGAGGCCAUUCUUUGAUGUGGCCACAGACAAUGUCAUGUCCGACGCCGGUGCCCUCCAGACGGACCUGUCACAGUUCGAGCGGGCUCUUCGCGUGAGGCAGAUUGCCAUGGCAUGCAUUCAGCAAGCCAUUUCAGAAGACAGAGUGGCGAGGGCCAACAGAACUCGCACGAAUCAGCUGGAUAUUGGCUCUUUGGUUCCUGGAACCUCUUCUGUCGACAUCUACCGCGAAGUUGCUGGCGAUGUUGGAUGGCGUGGCCCAGCUGAGCUCUUGAAGAUCGACGCUCAGGAAGGCAAUGCGGUGGUUCAAUAUCAGGGCAGACCUUACCUCGUUGGGCUACGACAUCUACGACUGCAUGAGGCUACGAGCUUUGUGGUCCUGCCUGAGGAUGUUCAGAACUCCAUUCGAGAACUACGGACCAUGGCGGAAGCUCAACGUCCAUACAAAGUGUCGAUUGUCGGGUGGAUCCUUGAUCAUUCGGAUCAACAACAUGUUUGGCGCCGAUCCUCGAGCUCCUUCUCCCAGUACGAAGAGAUCAUGCAGCACGCCACGGCGGCAUCGAGACACUUCAGCGACCGACCUUUCGGCGGUGUUGCCAUUGGUCAAGGGGUACGACAUCUACGACCUCCUCCUCACUCUGUUGGCGUGUUGAUGUUGUGGGCUCAAGGUGCUGAACAGUACGUCUUUGAGGAGCACUGGGACUCCUCCAUCGUGAAGAUCAAAGACAUGGUUCCCUUUCCUGUUGAGGACGCGUGCUUUCUGUACUUCUUCUUCUACAACCACGUCGAGGACGAAGUGAGGCCAUCCUCACUGAAGGGUUCAGGGGACUCCAUCCCCUUGGUUCCAAUGGAGCUGGACUCGACAGAACCGGCCAUGGACACCUCUGACCUGAUCGACCACAAGCGGAAAGGUCCAGAAACUCGAUCUGUUGUUCUAGGACCCGAAGACAAGAAGCAGAGGACCGACGCACUGGUUCUCCAGGCCCUCUACGCGGGAGGUCACGACAUUGACUAUCUUCAGCAACUGCACUGGCUCUCGAAUGCCAACAGGAAGGUGAAGCUCGACCCUCAACACCAUGCUCUGGCAGCGUGUAACUCACCUUUGGUUUCUUUGCUGGACGCCCACAUGUACCGGGACGCGAUUCCUCCAUCACUGCAUGGCUUCAGUGAAACCACGAGACCGUUGGUGACGUGGCCUGGCAAGCUUUUCUCUACGUUUCAUGUGGACCUCCAGGACGGUUCAGCUUUCAAGGUUGACACGGACACCGACAUCAUCUCUGAGUCGGAUGUGUUCCCAAUUUGGGACAAGGUGGAAGAAGCUGACCGCAAAGAGCUGCUACAGUUCAUUGAGACCAAGUCCUUCAGGAAGGUGAUCAUGAACACAUUGUCCGAGGAUACCGUUGUGAUUGAUGCAACAUGGGUGAGAAAGUGGAAGCGCAAGGCAGAUGGAAGUCUGGUGGUGAAAAGCAGGCUGUGUGCACGCGGCUGUUUCGAUCCUCAUCGGGAACACCUCACCACGAGGAGCACUACAGCCACCAGACUCUCUCAGCGCAUCGUUCUCUCGACGGCGGCUACUCACCAGAUGGACUGCGAAUCCUUCGACAUCUCGGGGGCUUUCUUGAAAGGCUUCACGUUUGAGAAAGUACGACAGUUGUUGCGAGCACGCGGCAUAGUGUCACCGGUGAGAAAGGUGGUGAUCAUACCUCCUGCCAACGUGUGGAGACACCUUGCUCAGGCCGACUCCUCCUUUGAAACCUAUGGUGACUACAUCUCCUUCGGCCUGGCUUGCGAUAAACCAGUCUACGGGCUAAAUGACGCUCCUCUGGCUUGGCAAUUGUGUCUCCAUGAGUUCCUGAAGAAGCACGGCGGUUUUCCCUCACUGUUGGACGAGAACCUGUUCAUAUGGAAGACACCACCUCCAGAGAACAAGCUGAAGGCCCUUGUGUCUACGCAUGUCGAUGACCUGGCCACUGCUGCGUUCAAGGCCUUCAUGAACUGGCUAUUUGAGACACUGAAGAAGGAAUUCGGCAGCGUCACCCGGCAGACGAUGCCUUUCGACCACUGUGGUUGUCGUUACGAACGCACAGCGGAUGGCUACAGGAUGUCGCAAAAGCACUUUGCCGAAAAGCUGGUCGAGACAGAGAUUGCCGAGAACAAAGACGACGACACCGCUUUGACCCCUGCUGAGUUGACCACCUUCAGGUCGAUAUUGGGCGGCCUUCUGUGGCUCACCGCCACUCGGAUGGACAUCAUCUCUGAUGUUGCCCUUCUACAGUCACAGGUGACCAAGGCUCGCAUAUGUCACCUUCGACUUGCGAACCGUGUGGUUCAAAAGGCCAAGCAUCCAGACUACAUCGACCUCGGCCUCCACUACCGGUUCCUUCACGGCAACCUACGCCUACUUUGCAUCCACGAUGCAAGCUCCGCGAAUAAGGACCGGAACUACGCUCAGGAAGGCAUCCUCGUGCUCCUGUGCGAAGACAAUUUCAAUGUGGACGAUGGCGUCUACAAGAUGGAGGCCAGUGAUGAGUUGGUAAGAAAUCUGGGAGGCAAGGCUCACGUGCUCUGGAGCCACGGCGCUAAGGCGAAGAGAGUGUCGUACAGCACUUCUCAUGCUGAGACACUGGCGGCUAUCGGCGGGCUAGAAACGGUUUCGCUGGUGGCCAUCCGUCUCUCCGAGCUGAUGUUCGAGAAGGGACAGCCUACGCUGAAAGACCUCAUGUCGAUCCAGGAGAAUGGAAAUCCACUGCUGCCGGUGGAUGCCAUGACGGACUGCCGCGACUUCUACGAGCUGACGACUGGGGAAAGGACUCUGCCGCAAGACAAAGGGCAGCGCCUAUAUGUCUUGGCACACAAGGAAGCCCGGAUAUGCGGACGCAUCAGGUGGAUGAUCCUGGUUCCUACGGAAAGCAUGACGGCGGAUGCUCUCACAAAGCCGAUGAUUUCUCCGCCACUGCUUCACCUGAUGUCCUGCGGCCUGGUGGAGUUCAAGAAUGAAGACGGACAUCCUCUUCUUCUACGGCGUCUUCCUCCAAUCAAGGACGUCAAUGAGGACACGAUUCUGGAGAAGGACGACGUUCUGGUGAAGAACUUCCUGGUGUUGCUGGCAGCCUCCAUGUACAAGGUUUCCAAACCAUUUAUGCUGGCGACGGUUAUGGCUACGCAGGUUACCUCGACUUCGGCCUCCACGACCUCUACCACGUCUUCGACUUCACCGACCUCCUCUUCGGAUAUGUCAUGGUGGUGGAACGAUGCUACGAUGUUCUGGCUGGUGACGAUUCUGGCGAUCAUCACUGUCGAACGACUAGCUCUACAUGGUCUUCUUCGUGGAGUGAACACCCUGUGGGCUCUACUUCCUUCGAGGCCGACUUCGUUCUCAACAAGCUCUACGACGUCAUCGACGAGCUCUACAAGCACUCAGACGGAUCAGGUCUUCGUCCACAACCUGGUGGAAAACCGGAAGCACAUCAUCCUGUCUGAUGAAAUCGCCUACAAGGAAAGUGAGAUUCGACGUCUUCGUGAGCAGAUCUCCGUCCUGAACAACCGUGGCACUGGAGAAGCGGACGAUCUGAGAGUGCAGUUGCAACUGAAAGACGAACAGCUGCGAAAGCUGGAAAGAAGGAUCAAAGAUCACUUCAUCAGCUGCACUUCGUCCAUGACUCUUACAGUCGCUCAGUGUUCCAGAUGCUGGCACAGAAACGGCUUCUGUGGCCAAUUCAAGAAGGGCUCUAAGCUCAAGGAACUGACUACCGACAUCUUCGAGCGUCUGAACCUCGGUGCUCGUCGGAUGCAGGUUAGUUUUGAACAUCUGAAAUCACAGAUCCAAGCUCUGAUAAAACAACAUUGGAACCUCAUGGGAUUGACCCAGUGCCAGCCACAGGUUGUGACUGAUGCUUGUCUGUCGUGGGCCCUGAUUCGAGGACGCGAUUUCGUCUUACUGGUGCUCGAGGGGGAGUGCGGGAUUGGAUCCGUAUGA